CGUGGUCAGCGUGUACGCUCCCUCCUCCCCCACCGGACGCAGGCGCAGCACCCGGAAACGGGCUCUUCGUCCGCUUCUCACUGGCAGGACGCGGGAGCGAGGCUCGGCGACAGACACCCCCUCCCCCUCCCUCCCCCAGCCCGCUUCAGCGCCGCGCGGGAGGAGCCGGUAAGGAGCGGGAGGGGUUCGUCCGCGCGGGGACCCCCUCUGCACAGAGCCCCCACCCGUCCCGCAGAGCUCCCCCCGUUCUCUUUGGGGCAGAGAGCGGAGAAGCCAAGGAGCUGCUACAGUGGAAUGCUUUGUUAUGAAAAGUUCUUAUUGCACAAGACACCAUCGAUUCCUAAUUAGAGGGUUAGUAAUAUUCAAUCAAGAGACUGCAUUUUCUGAAUAUCCCAAAGUGGUUAUAAUUAAAACUAAGGAUACGUAAACACGGCACAAGUUAGAAGACUGACGAGGGAGGACGGUCAACUGAGAAGAGGUUUACACAACCUCAGUUUCAUCUAAACAUCAUGGGAGAGAUUAAAGUCUCUCCUGACUAUAACUGGUUCAGAAGUACAGUUCCUCUUAAGAAGAUCAUAGUAGACGAUGAUGACAGUAAAGUGUGGUCAUUAUAUGAUGCAGGAUCCAAGAACAUCAGGUGCCCACUCAUAUUUCUUCCACCUGUAAGUGGAACUGCAGAUGUGUUUUUCCAGCAGAUUUUGGCACUGACUGGAUGGGGUUACAGAGUUAUUGCUUUGCAGUAUCCAGUGUAUUGGGACCACCUUGAGUUCUGCGACGGAUUCCGAAAACUACUAGACCACCUACAACUGGAUAAAGUUCACCUUUUUGGCGCUUCUUUGGGAGGCUUUUUGGCUCAAAAAUUUGCUGAGUAUACACACAAAUCCCCCAGAGUUCAGUCUCUGAUCCUGUGUAAUGCUUUUAGUGACACUUCCAUUUUUAACCAGACCUGGACUGCGAACAGCUUUUGGCUAAUGCCUGCAUUUAUGCUGAAGAAAAUUGUUCUUGGAAACUUUGCUUCUGGUCCUGUAGAUCCUGUAAUGGCAGAUGGAAUCGAUUUCAUGGUUGAUAGGCUGGAAAGCCUGGGCCAGAGUGAGUUAGCAUCGAGACUUACCCUCAACUGCCAGAACUCCUAUGUGGAACCUCAUAAAAUUCGAGACAUUCCUGUAACUAUUAUGGACGUGUUUGACCAGAGUGCACUUUCAACUGAAGCGAAAGAAGAAAUGUACAAACUGUACCCCAAUGCCAGAAGAGCUCACCUUAAAACAGGAGGCAAUUUCCCUUAUCUCUGCAGAAGCGCUGAAGUCAAUGUCUAUAUCCAAAUACACUUACUGCAGUUCCAUGGUACACGAUAUGCAGCCAUUGAUCCUUCUAUGGUUAGUGCAGAAGAACUAGAAGUCCAGAAAAUCAAGCUUCACAGCAGCAGUGAACAAGAGCAGCAGUAGCUUUCUCUCAAUCAGUUAAAGCAGUGAACCAAUCUGGUUGUCUUCCUGUAUAUAAUCCGCUGUUUCCAAUCUGCCUUUUUUUACGUUAGCCGGUUAUCACUGUGCAACUCCAACAGGGUUGAUAUUAUUCAGCGUAAUGCAACCGAGAACGGUAAUCUACAGCAGUGUAACAGGAUACUUUGGUUUAAGUUUGUCUUUGAAUGUAAGGAAGUACCUUUGAGAAGACUCCAGUUUUAAAGAAUUGAGAUACAUUUUGCUACCAAAGUCUUCACCACUACGUUCUUAAAACAGAACCCCAUUUCUUUUUUAUAUUUUUAUUUAGCUGUAUAUAUUGCACAUGCAGGUUGUGUACUUAAAAGCUCAUUUAUAAUUUUGUUGAAUAUUUGGAUUAAAAAAAUGCUGAAGUGCCAAUGUGGACAUCACUUAUUUGCUUCAUAAGUUGUGUUGCAAAUUAGUUACUUUAUUUCUACCUGAAAUAUGAAGCAUUACAGUUUUUAACUUGCUAGCUGUAACAAUGGUUUUCAAUAAAACUUCAAUUUCAACAA
Molecule: messenger RNA, 1987 nt
Organism: Chrysemys picta bellii (western painted turtle)
Lineage: Eukaryota; Metazoa; Chordata; Testudines; Emydidae
Gene: SPG21
Product: SPG21 abhydrolase domain containing, maspardin
Cellular component (GO): cytosol; trans-Golgi network transport vesicle
Molecular function (GO): CD4 receptor binding
Source: RefSeq, a predicted model, not a curated record